AUGAGGAAGCCUCUCUCCAGCCGCCUUGAGCGAGGCGCAAACUCACACAGUAUCGGCAUCACACCAACCGCCCCUCAGCGCGAGUCCCUGCUUGAUGUGAAAGGCGCCCUUCUGAUCCCCGAGAUUCGAAUGAGCAUAUACGGAAAGAUGGUAGAAAUCGAGUCUACAACCCGCGGCUUCCAACAGGAUCACCAUGGCCGUUUCUUAUGCCCUGUCGACGUGACAGGACUGCCACCCUACCUUACGCACCCAAUCACCCAGUUCGUGCGUGCGCAGUUCAACUUGGACCCAGCCCAGGUACCCCGUCUCCGCGCCCAGGUCAACAUCUUCCACACAGACUCCUUCCCUCAAGGAGUCAGUCUCCCCCGACACAGAAUGACCCAGAUUGCCCAUGAGCCCCUGAAACUCUCAAGCAUCAAGUUUGAGGUCACCGUCAACGAGUUAAGCUGGCUUCAAAUAACUGAGAAACCCAGUGCCCUCUGGGACGCAUCUGAACCUCUCAUGCCACCACCCGCAUUAGAUAACGGUAUUGAAGCACUGGAGAUUGAGGCCCCGUCCUCCUGUAGCCCUGAUGGCAAGUAUGACCUGGGAAGGCUCAGCCUCAAAAGCCCUCUUGAUAACGUAGUACCUGUUUUUGAGGGCAACUUCGACAUGUCUAAGGAGUAG
Fusarium tjaetaba is the source of this 666-nucleotide messenger RNA. RefSeq lists its product as uncharacterized. The coding region runs from base 1 to 666 and encodes 221 amino acids. NCBI's taxonomy places the organism in Eukaryota, Fungi, Ascomycota, Sordariomycetes, Hypocreales, Nectriaceae. The transcript is spliced from 6 exons. The record is from RefSeq and is a predicted model, not a curated record.